This is a messenger RNA of Achroia grisella, 1435 nucleotides long. RefSeq names its product actin-related protein 2 (gene Arp2). Gene Ontology annotation, molecular function: actin filament binding. NCBI's taxonomy places the organism in Eukaryota, Metazoa, Arthropoda, Insecta, Lepidoptera, Pyralidae. Gene Ontology annotation, cellular component: Arp2/3 protein complex; actin cortical patch. Bases 117 to 1316 code for a protein of 399 amino acids. The record is from RefSeq and is a predicted model, not a curated record. Gene Ontology annotation, biological process: Arp2/3 complex-mediated actin nucleation. The transcript has 12 exons.
AUAUACUAUCAAUUGCCAUCGGUGAUUUAGUUGGGUGUAGUUUGAAUACAUAUUCCUAAAUUUUAUGAACAAAUAAUUUAUCUUAACUAACUUAAUUGUAUAAAAUUAUUAACAUUAUGGAUGAUCAGGGACGUAAAGUGAUUGUUUGUGACAAUGGCACCGGUUUUGUGAAAUGCGGCUACGCUGGCAGCAAUUUCCCUGCUUUUAUAUUCCCGUCGAUGGUCGGGAGGCCUAUCAUUCGAGCGGAGAAUAAAAUUGGUGAUAUUGAUAUUAAGGAUUUAUGUGUGGGAGAUUUGAUGGUGGGAGAUGAGGCGUCACAGCUUCGUUCCAUGUUGGAAGUCAGCUAUCCGAUGGAAAAUGGGGUGGUUCGCAAUUGGGAGGAUAUGUGUCACGUUUGGGACUACACGUUCGGUCCCAGCAAGAUGAACGUCGACCCCAAGGAGACGAAGAUAUUACUCACUGAGCCACCCAUGAACCCUACCAAAAACAGGGAGAAGAUGAUUGAGGUCAUGUUCGAGAAGUACGGGUUCGAUGCCGCGUACAUAGCGAUCCAAGCCGUCCUCACUUUGUACGCGCAGGGGCUUAUAUCAGGCGUCGUAGUAGAUUCAGGCGAUGGAGUAACCCACAUAUGUCCGGUGUAUGAAGAGUUCGCUCUGCCCCAUCUCACCAGACGGCUGGAUAUAGCUGGCAGAGACAUUACUAGAUAUCUUAUAAAGUUGCUGUUACUCCGCGGGUAUGCAUUCAACCAUUCCGCUGAUUUUGAAACAGUCCGCAUGAUGAAAGAAAAACUCUGCUAUAUCGGGUACAACAUUGAACAAGAGCAGAAGCUGGCGUGGGAGACCACAGUGCUUGUUGAACCAUACACGCUACCUGACGGGCGCGUGAUAAAAGUGGGAGGUGAGAGGUUCGAGGCUCCGGAGGCGUUGUUCCAGCCCCACCUCAUCAAUGUUGAGGGUCAGGGGAUCGCAGAACUUGUGUUCAACACAAUACAGGCGGCUGAUAUAGACAUGCGGAAUGAGUUGUACAAGCACAUAGUGCUGUCCGGAGGCUCCACUAUGUACCCGGGGCUGCCCUCGCGGCUCGAGAGGGAGAUCAAGCAGUUAUACCUCGAGAGGGUGCUCAAGAAUGACUGCGACAAACUGGCCAAAUUCAAAAUCCGCAUCGAGGACCCGCCGAGGCGUAAGGACAUGGUGUUCAUAGGGGGUGCUGUGCUUGCUGAAGUGUGUAAGAACAGAGACAACUUCUGGCUCUCCAAGAAAGAGUAUCAGGAACAGGGCCUCUCCUGUUUACGGAAGUUGGGACCAAGAGCCAGCUAAAUAUAAGACUAAGACUACUUUCCAAUAAAUAAAUUUUCUAUUAUUAAUUUAAUAUGGAGCAACAUACCAGUAAAUAAUAUUGUAUAUCGACUUAAUGAUUAAAUUUAUUAAUUAAACUA